Molecule: messenger RNA, 942 nt
Organism: Cladocopium goreaui
Lineage: Eukaryota; Dinophyceae; Suessiales; Symbiodiniaceae
Source: the annotation of a GenBank genome assembly
AUGGCAGAGCAGCAGCUAGAUCUCAACGCUGCUGCAGAAGCUUUGUCCGAAGCUGUGGUGGGCGCUGUUGCGGCAGUUGAUGCCCAGGCGCCUGCGGAGCCACCUGCUGUUCCUGCCCCAGGAGUUCAAGAAGUUGUUCCACAAGGCAGCGCCGAGAUUGCCAAUCAAGUGCUCCCACAAGGCAUCCAAAUCUCGCCUGCUGUCAUUGGCUUGACUUCUGACAGGAUUGUGGAGCACUAUGGGCACACGGCAACUGCGCCACAGUUCAUGCGCAGAACUUAUGAUCCGACUUCUGAUUGGACUUGGGCAUUUGCCGGCUUCAGUUUUGCCAGGGCAUCAUUCUUCCCCGAGGGGCGGCGCUUGACAGUCAUUGAGAGUGACGUGGCGAUGGCUGCCCAAGAUGUGUUGUCCAAGUUGCCGGAGCGCCAGAAUGUUCAGCAAGCCGAUGUUCUGAAAGGCGACAUGCACGAGGCGUUCUCCGACUGGUUUAUGACACACAAACGCGAAGUGACAGUUGGCUGGCAUGGCCAGAACAAUCAAGAUUUCAGGCUUUUCCUCAACGGGUUCUCAUUUGCAUCUUGGGUCCAGGCGAUCUGCUACAAGAAUAAGACGGUGCCUCUUGUCUUGACAUUUGAGCGAGAGCAAGACUGCUCAUGGAAACCAUUCGAGCUCCACUUGGCCCGAGUUUACAAGUGGGGACCUGGCUUGCAGAUGGCGGGGAAGUAUCGCGGAGGCCCUGGUGGUGGUGGCGCCCAAUACACUGGUGGUUGGGGCAGCGGGGGUGCAGAUGCUCAUGCCCCUUAUCAGCAGCAACAGCAGUACCAGCAGCCACAGCACCUCCAGCAGCCCCAGCGGCCACAGCAGCCCCAGCAGCCCCAGCAGCCUGGCGGCUGGGGCCCUGCGCAAGGUGCUGCAUAUGCUUGCCCUCAUGGCGCAUUUUAA